GAAGGGAGGAAGUUAGCGAGGGAUCGAGCAAGCGAGCGAGCAUCAGGGCGUUCCUUCUUCUGGCUAUGGCGGGCCCGCGGGGCUCCGGUUCGGACCGCAUAAUGCUGUGAUUGCACCGCGAACCAGAGCCAGCAGACGGAGUUCGCGGGCGAUUGGCCGAUCGAUUCCGAGACGGGGAGCGAGGGUCGGGAAGAAUGGCGAGGCGGAGGGCGAGGAAGAAGAGGAGGACGAGGAGGAAGCAGGAGCAGGAGAAGGAUGCGGGUGGUGGAUGCCGCGGCAGCAGGAGACGCGAGGAAUCGGAGUCCGCAUCGCCGGCAAAUUUGGCUUCGGAUUGACAGACGGGGCAGAGAACGAGGAAGGAAGGAAGGAAAGGAAAGGAAAGGAAAGGAAGCAGGAGAAAAGACCGAGAGCAGAAGGAGAACAGGACGGGGGCUAAUCAGGGGGAGGUGGUGGGUCGGGUCGGGUCGGGUCCGGUCGGUUGUGGCAGGAGUUCAACGCCGCGUGCCGAUCGGUCGAGUAGGUCGAGCUCGGAUGCCGGCGCACUGGAAUUCCCGACGAGGAAGAGGAGUCUAGAAGCAGAGCGAAGCUGAGAAGAUCGCGGGGCGAGUGCUUCGUCCUUGGCUUCCUCCAUCGCCGUCCAGUCCAGGCCAGGCCAGGCCAGUCCAGUGCAGAGAAGUCCAGUCCAGGCGCAAGUCAAGUCCGUGCCGCGGGCCCGAGGACAAGGAAGGAAGGAAGGAAGGGAGCGUGGAAAUAAUGUCGUCGGUUCCAGAAGGAAUUUGGGGUAGAUUGGAAUAGGCUCGGGUGAUGUCACACCUCCGCCUUCUCUUCCUCCUGACAGCCGGGGAGGAAAGAGUGAAGAGAGGGGUGAGGGCAGAAGCGCAAGAGAGAGAGGCCCUGCCGGUGAGGGUGAGGAGGGUGAGCGUGAGGGUGAGGGCGAGCAUGUGAAGGAGGAGAGCCGGACACAGCCAUACAUACGGACACACAGUCUGUGUUGCACCGAUUGAGGAAUAAUUCAAUUUCCGAUCCAGUGCCCGAUUGUUUUCGCGGUGCGACGUGGGCUGGUCGAGCAGAUUUGUUUACUGGGUUUUAAUGUCUGGUUCGUGGUAAAGCUUCGUCUUUUACAUUUGCUGGUUCCGUAGGGGCCGAGGAGGGAGGGAGGAGUAGGAGGGGGCGGCGACGAGAGGACAGGCGAGGCGAGGGGAGGCGACGAGAGGAGAGGGGAGGAGAAGAGAACGGCAGGCCCGAGAUUUCGUUCGAGAAGAGAACUGGAACUGAAAACCUUAUUCUUACUACCACUACUACUCAUGAAUCGUGAUUCGAUGGAGCAGGCUCGUAGCGUGGAGCGAAGCUCCAUCUCCAUUCCCAUUUGGCAGCUUGUAGAGUAGUUAGUGGUUGCACCGAGAAAGGCACAGGCAGGCAGGCAGGCAUGCAGGAUUGACGAUUACACUUCGUGUCAGCGGAGAAGCUGCGCGAGUGGAUCUGCACCUCGUGGCCGUUCCUUCUUCCUCUGCCGCUCUGGCAAAACGACGACAGAUCUCUCUGCGUAGAUCGAGAGGUCGUUCGGCGAGGCAGGCGGCAGGGGUGAUCUUCGAAUCCAAUUUUCGACCGGGAUUGUGUGAUCCCUUCCCUGGCUUCAGAACUUGGAGAGGAGAGGGGAGGAGGUUGAGUGAGGGAAGCGCGUAGAGACAGCACAUUCUGCACUCUUACGGUGGAGACUAGCUAAUUUCCUUCCACCGUAAGGGUCAGGCACGGUGAGAAUGGUAGAUUCUCCAAAGCUCGUUCGUGCCACAAUGGAAUGGGGCUUGCCAGGCAGAUGUUGAAUGAUGAUGGCUUUUUCCUCCGGCCGUUUUCGAAAUCUGUCCAGCUCCUCUGGAAUUGUCUGCUUUCUCUUCGUACUGGGAAUCGAAGCUUGUGCGGAUGAUUGUGAAGCUGACUCCGAUUCUGCCUCUGUAACGCGGAGACUCAUUGCUCGUCCUCGGUCAGUGCUUCAGCGCUCGCUGACGGAAAGUUAGAAUUUGAUCCAGGACAUUCGACCAGGAAUUUAUUCGUAUCCUGGUUCUGCGUCCUGAUCUGAGCACCUCAUCGAGGUGGUGUCUCCUCCUCUGGGUGGAGGGGAUCGGUGGUGUCUUAUUUAGGAAGGGGUUUCGCCCACACAGGUUGCAAGGCACGACUGAAGUAGGUCAGAAGUAGUUGUCACCCCAAUUCGGUGAUUAAGAGUGGACGAUUGCAGAUUUGCGAUACAAAACUUAGGAAAAAAAAGCUCUUUCUAGCUCCAAGCGCGGAUCUGAGGCCUGUGACAUCGGGGUUCAGAGCACUGCCCGACCGAGUGCCUGUGGGCUGGACCGAGAACCAUGGCUCGGGGGUCGCGAAGUCGAGGGGAAAAACGGAUGCGGUUCAGUAAGCUGUACACGUACGCAGCUUGUGUAAGACCAGGUGGUGGCACCACAGAUGAGGUUCCUGCGGGAGGAGGGCCGGGAUUUUCCAGAGUGGUUUUUUGUAACACCCCGGAGAAGCAUUUUCAACAACCGGCUACCAAGUACAAAUCCAACUACGUCUCGACGACCAAAUACAACCUCAUUACUUUUUUACCCAAAGCUCUGUUUGAGCAGUUUCGGAGGGUGGCCAAUCUCUACUUUCUUCUCGCGGCAGCGAUUUCUCUCACUCCCGUUGCUCCGUAUUCAGCUGCCAGUUUGAUUGCUCCCCUUGUUUUUGUCGUGGGAGUGAGUAUGAUCAAAGAGGCCGUCGAGGAUUCUCGUCGUUUCACUCAGGAUCAGGAAAUAAACAAUCGGAAGAUCAAGGUACACUCGGGACAGGGGAAAUUCGAAGCAAGAGCGUGGAAGAAGUUGAGAGUGGGAGAUGUCGUUAAGGUGGAAAAGGAUCAGUUUUUUCCGGCCGAUCUGCUCAUGCUCUCCUCCGCGUACCCGGAUGGAAUCUGCUACGUUGAGACGAUGAAUCUUGAUGGCGAGACUAACCUGAAAUUAAAGAGGUCCUUGGAACGCACGAUAGAGUUAGAUGAAGAUGCCGAGUUCGGGCAAUUUCAUGCGGACAUGAAUUGUGAGGAUCCCAAUCCCAGUCUUUAUACCUUCAUCGGCAACAUCACAAUUGAGGGCGAGACUUUGUCCCUCGGACCCCAGCAAAUUCUUCUCAGGGACUCGAAGCUGCGAAACACUCAGUACGUAUAUGGAGUGGUUGUAUUUAGUGGCCACGAUACGAAGGUGAUGCAGAAUUCCACCGAUGUGCCUUCAAAGAGGAGCCGGAUCGAGAGGAAGAUGGACAAGAUUAUUUACUUCCUCUUUGGCGUCUUGGUGAUGAUAUCAAUAAUCGGAGCUGUCGUUUUUGGCGUCCGGACCAAGAACGACAUGCCCGACUGGUGGUACCUCGAGCCGACGGAUGUCGACAUCUACAACGACCCCAACAAUGCUGCCGCAUCUUCUUUGCUGCAGCUCAUCACGUCGCUCAUCCUCUACGGGUACCUCAUCCCCAUCUCUUUGUACGUGUCGAUCGAGGUCGUAAAGGUCCUACAAGCCAUGUUCAUCAAUCAGGACCUGACAAUGUAUCACGCUGAGAGCGACACGCCUGCACGAGCUCGUACAUCUAAUUUGAACGAGGAGCUCGGACAAGUCGACACCAUUCUUUCGGACAAGACUGGCACGCUGACUUGCAAUCAAAUGGAGUUUCUGAAGUGCUCAAUUGCGGGUGUGAGUUAUGGACGGGGAAUAACGGAGGUUGAGAAAGCCACGGCGAAAAGGUUAGGAAAGGAUAUCAAGGACUUGGAUGAGUACGAUGAAGAUUCUUCACAUGAAGGUGAAGUGAGGGGUGUUGAAUUGUCGGCGAAAGCUCAUAUCAAGGGUUAUAACUUUAAGGACGAACGCAUAACCAAUGGGGCCUGGGUCAACGAACCUAAUCCUGAUGUCAUACUGCAGUUCUUCAGAAUUCUAGCAGUUUGUCACACCGCGAUCCCCGAGGAAGAUGAAUCCACAGGUUCAGUGUCGUACGAAGCUGAGUCACCAGAUGAAGCAGCUUUUGUUAUAGCUGCUCGUGAGUUUGGGUUUGAGUUUUCCAAGCGCACGCAGAACACAGUUCUUGUGCGCGAGUUCGAUCCUUCUUCCGGCAGUCAAGUAGAGCGUGAGUACAAAGUGCUGAACCUGUUGGAAUUCAACAGUACUCGCAAGCGAAUGUCAGUGGUCGUUAAAGAUGAAAACGACCAGAUUUUCGUGAUGUGCAAGGGCGCUGACAGCGUUAUAUAUGAGAGACUGGGAAAGAGCGGCAAGGCCUUUGCCGAAUCAACCAAAGGCCACCUUGCGACGUAUGGAGAGGCUGGGUUACGUACUCUGGCCCUUUCUUAUCGCAAGAUGGAAGAGGCUGAGUACACCGAAUGGAAUGCAAUAUUUCUGAAGGCCAAGACAACAGUCGGUGCGGAUCGCGACGCUAUGUUGGACUCCGCAUCUGAACUGAUCGAGAAGGACCUCAUUCUUGUAGGGGCGACCGCAGUGGAGGACAAGCUACAAGCUGGGGUUCCGGAAUGUAUCGAUCGGCUUGCACUGGCUGGGCUGAAGAUUUGGGUUCUGACUGGCGAUAAGCAAGAAACCGCCAUCAACAUUGGGUUUGCAUGUAGUCUACUCCGAGAAGGAAUGAAGCAGAUCAUUGUCAGUCUGGACAACGCUGAAGUCAGAGCUGCGGAGGAGUUUGGAGAUAAGGACAGCAUAGCCAAGGUAUCCAAGGAAAGUAUUACACAACAGCUCAUGAUUGGACAACAGCAGGUUGAUUUGGAACGAAACAAUGCCGAUGUAGUGUUCGCUUUGAUCAUCGAUGGAAAAUCGUUAAUCUUUGCCUUGGAUGAUGGCUUGAAAGAGAAACUUCUUCAUCUUGCCACCAACUGUGCAUCGGUCAUAUGUUGUCGUGUUUCUCCAAAACAGAAGGCCAUGAUCACAAGACUAGUGAAAGAAGGCACUGGUAAGACUUGUCUUGGAAUUGGUGACGGUGCAAACGACGUCGGCAUGAUUCAGGAAGCGGACAUUGGGAUUGGUAUUAGUGGAGUCGAAGGCAUGCAGGCUGUCAUGGCUAGUGACUUUGCAAUCGCCCAAUUUCGCUACCUAGAAAGGCUGUUGAUUGUGCACGGUCAUUGGUGCUACAAACGUAUUGCCCUUAUGAUUUGCUACUUUUUUUACAAAAACAUAACUUUUGGUCUCACUCUCUUUUACUAUCAAGCGUUUUCCACCUUCUCUGGGCAGACAGUUUAUAACGAUUGGUACAUGUCAUUGUUCAACGUAUUUUUUACUUCACUGCCUGUUAUCGCUCUCGGAGUAUUCGAACAGGAUGUUUCUCCUCGUAUUUUGAUGCAAUUUCCUGCCCUUUACCAGCAAGGGCCACAAAAUCUUAUGUUUGGCUGGUCGCGCAUAUUCGGGUGGAUGAUCAAUGGGCUGUACAGCUCUGUCAUGGCCUUCGUGUUCAACAGGUUGGCCAUCUCUUACAUCGCAUUCCGUAGCGAUGGUAAAGUUCCAGGCCUGGAAGCGAUGGGAGCAAUUAUGUACACUUGUAUCGUUUGGGUAGUAAACGUGCAGCUUGUGCUUGCACUCAGCUACUUCACAUGGAUGCAGCAUGUUGCCAUUUGGGGCAGUAUCGCAUUGUGGUACAUAUUUUUACUCAUCUAUGGAAACAUUGACCCUGUACAAUCCACGACCGCUUACAAAGUUUUGACGGAAGUGAUUGCUCCCUCACCCAUGUUCUGGUUGAUUACGGUCCUCACGACGCUCGGAUGUAUCCUGCCCUACUUCGUGUUCACCUCAUACCGAAGAACGUUCUACCCUCAAGAUCACCAUAUUAUUCAAGAGAUCCGACAUUUGCAGAAGCACGUGACAGAUCCGGAAAUGUGGAAGCGGGAACGCAAGAAAGGAGUCAGGAGGACGUCAGUUGGAAUGACAGCACACGUUGAACACAGAGUGAGCAGCAUGCAAUCUGAUCUUCGUUUUGGGCAACAUCUUGGUGGUUCUGAUAAUAGUAGUAACGUCUUUUCACCUGACCGUAAUAGGGAUAAUAAUCAUGUGUAAGUAGAGCCUAUUCUUAGAAAGAUAGUCUAGGCCCCCUGGCUGUACGAAUGAUUAGGUUAUCUAUUUUUACCUUUCUUUGGAAGUUAGGAAUCCAGAUUGCCUCAACAUAUCAUGAACCUUCCAAAGAAAACACACAUAUGCAGGCAGGCGCACAAGCUGGAGAUAAAAGGUUCGCAUGUGCAGUUUUGAUUUAGUGGCUAGUUAACAACUCAUUCUUUCAUGUACAAUAGCAGCAGCCGUGAUUGGCGAAAUGUCCUGUGUAAUUAAUACGCAAAUUGAAGAUUUCUCUGAUGAAUAUUUAUGGUUGAUUCCACCCGAUUCCC
Molecule: messenger RNA, 6370 nt
Organism: Marchantia polymorpha subsp. ruderalis
Lineage: Eukaryota; Viridiplantae; Streptophyta; Marchantiopsida; Marchantiales; Marchantiaceae
Source: the annotation of a GenBank genome assembly